AUGUCUCUGCCGCUGCUGCUGGCGCUCGCGCUCGCGCUAUGGACGACUGGCGUCGCCUCCCAGCCGCCUCGACGAGGCUGCCUGGUGGACGUGAAUAACAGAUCCGUGAUGCCCAACCCACAGCCACUACUGCUGGUGCCCGGUGUCAGAAAAGACGUGCACGGCUUCGUGAAGCCAAACUCUUCGGGAAUAAUCUCGCUCAGUUAUAAGCAGAAAAUAACCCUGGCGUGUCCUGGCAGCAGGCUCCGGCUCUUCAGUGGACAGCAAGAGACAGCCUCCUGCGUUUCGGCCUCCACCUUCGUCGUCAAACGACGGUCAUACGCCUUCGCUGACCUCGACUGCCUGUCCCCGCCAGAGCAAUCGGCCCAGGUGACGGGCAGAAAGUGUGGCAGCAAACGUCAGUACCAGAUGAUCCGACUUGGCUACCGGGUCGGCUCAGACUUCUACACACUCAUUGAUGUCUGCUUCGAUGAUCGCUCCUACAAUACAGUCUACGACAAUUUCACAAUGGUCGCCAACAUAGGGGGCAAGCAAAGCGGUUCGUUCCAGUCCACGUGGUUGGGCGGCGGAUUCUUCGGGAAAAUCAACAUGGAUAUGCAGUACAGUUUCAAUACGCAGGUCAAUACGUUCACCACACUACUGGGUCCCGGGGCGAGCGGGUACAUUACUAAAUCUAACUUCCUUACCAGGGGACACCUCGCCGCUAGGUCCGAUUUCAUGCUCCGCACACAGCAAAACGCCACGUACUUCUACGUGAACGCCGCGCCGCAGUGGAAAUCGUUCAACAGUGCCAACUGGAACACCAUGGAGAACAAUGUACGUUCCUACGCUGAGAACAGGUUGGUCGACCUGGAAAUCUACACGGGCACUCACGGCAUCGCGACGCUGCCCAACGCGAAUAAUGUCACGACGAAGUUGUACCUUUAUGCUCAUCACAGAAGGUACAUUCCAGUGCCGAAAAUCUUCUGGAAGAUCGUGUUCAAUGCGAUCACUAACGCAGCUGUGGUGCUCCUAGGCGUAAAUAACCCACACGUUCACAACAUAACCCCUGACUACAUAGUCUGCCCAGACGUGUGCCGCAAUAUCAGCUGGUUGUCCUGGGACGCCCAUAACAAGAGCAAGGGAUACUCGUACUGCUGCCAGUACGCAGAUUUCAAGGCAAGCGUGCCCGAUGCGCCAGACAUCGUUGUGCACUCUCUGCUUACCUAACCCUUUCAGAUAGCAGCACUUCGUAUUGACUUUGGGAUAUCUGUAUUUCAGAUGGUCUACAGUCUUGUGGUUUCUUUAUAUGUAUAAUUCAAAUGAAUCUUCUUGGUGCCUUCUUU
Schistocerca americana (American grasshopper) is the source of this 1325-nucleotide messenger RNA. RefSeq lists its product as uncharacterized. Gene Ontology annotation, cellular component: mitochondrial inner membrane; nucleus. Gene Ontology annotation, biological process: apoptotic DNA fragmentation. Gene Ontology annotation, molecular function: single-stranded DNA endonuclease activity; nucleic acid binding; RNA endonuclease activity. The transcript is spliced from 2 exons. The record is from RefSeq and is a predicted model, not a curated record. Bases 1 to 1209 code for a protein of 402 amino acids. NCBI's taxonomy places the organism in Eukaryota, Metazoa, Arthropoda, Insecta, Orthoptera, Acrididae.